This is a messenger RNA of Talaromyces atroroseus, 2397 nucleotides long. RefSeq names its product Dynamin-related protein DNM1. Gene Ontology annotation, biological process: peroxisome fission; mitochondrial fission. Lineage: Eukaryota; Fungi; Ascomycota; Eurotiomycetes; Eurotiales; Trichocomaceae. Gene Ontology annotation, cellular component: microtubule; mitochondrion; membrane. The transcript has 3 exons. The record is from RefSeq and is a predicted model, not a curated record. The coding region runs from base 1 to 2397 and encodes 798 amino acids. Gene Ontology annotation, molecular function: GTP binding; GTPase activity; microtubule binding.
AUGGCGUCUCUCGGCGAUGACUUGCUCGUCACUGUGAACAAGCUCCAGGACUUGGUGUUCAAUACCAUUGGCAAUGAUUCCCUUGAUCUUCCGCAGAUUGUUGUCGUCGGUUCGCAAUCUUCUGGAAAGUCCUCCGUGCUUGAAAACAUCGUUGGCCGCGACUUCCUGCCCCGGGGAAGUGGCAUCGUGACGAGGAGACCGUUGAUCUUGCAACUGAUCAAUGUUUCCGACGAACAAGAUACUCAGCCGGACAAUGCUGCUAUCAAUAUUCCACAUACUUCCAGCAGCGUGGCGGCUCAUGGAGAAUGGGCUGAGUUCCAUCAUUUGCCGGGGCGAAAAUUUGACGACUUUGCUUUAGUGAAACAAGAAAUUGAAAAUGAAACAGCUCGCAUUGCAGGAAGCAACAAAGGCAUCAAUCGGCAGCCGAUCAACCUGAAGAUUUUCUCCCCCCAUGUCCUGAACUUGACCCUUGUUGACUUGCCUGGUCUGACCAAAGUACCAAUCGGCGACCAGCCCUCCGACAUAGAAAAACAGACGCGGACACUCAUUUCCGAAUAUAUUGCGAAGCCCAACAGCAUUAUCCUUGCAGUGUCGCCCGCGAACGUCGACCUCGUCAACUCGGAAGCUCUGAAGCUUGCGCGCCAUGUAGACCCUAUGGGACGCAGGACUAUUGGCGUGCUGACCAAGUUGGAUCUGAUGGACCAUGGCACAAAUGCUCUGGAUAUCCUGUCCGGCCGCGUCUACCCGCUCAAACUAGGCUUUAUUGGCGUCGUCAACCGAUCGCAGCAAGAUAUUCAGAGUGGCAAGUCGCUCGCCGAGGCGUUGAAGGCAGAGGCCGACUUCUUCAGACACCAUCCAGCAUAUCGAAACAUGGCUAUACGUUGUGGAACGCAAUUCCUUGCCAAAACUCUGAACUCGACCUUGAUGGCGCAUAUUCGCGAUAGACUGCCAGAUAUCAAGGCGCGACUCAACACACUCAUGGGACAGACGCAACAGGAGCUUGCUAGCUACGGAAAUAAGCAGUUCAGUGGCAAAGAGCACCGAGGCUCACUCAUUCUUCAACUGAUGACGCGUUUCGCAAGUUCGUUUAUUUCAUCCAUUGACGGUACAUCCUCGGAGAUAUCGACAAAGGAACUUUGCGGUGGCGCACGCAUAUAUUAUAUCUUCAACUCGGUCUUUGGGCAUUCCUUGGAGACAAUUGACCCAACUCAGAAUCUUACAGUAUUUGACAUUAGGACUGCUAUACGCAACUCUACUGGACCGCGACCAAGUCUCUUUGUGCCGGAGCUGGCUUUCGAUCUUUUAGUGAAACCGCAGAUCAAACUGUUGGAAAUUCCCAGCCAACGGUGCGUGGAGCUUGUAUACGAAGAACUGAUCAAGAUCUGCCAUACUUGCGGGUCUCAGGAGCUAUCCCGGUUUCCCCGGCUCCAAGGCAAGCUCAUUGAAGUGGUGUCUGAUCUCCUCCGCGAGCGCUUGGGCCCAUGUUCGACGUAUGUAGAAUCGCUCAUUUCCAUACAAAGAGCGUACAUCAACACCAACCACCCGAACUUUUUGGGUGCAGCAGCAGCCAUGUCCUCGGUGAUUCAGAGCAAGCAGGAGCAGGAAAAGAAAGCUAUACUGGCAGAAGAGCGCAAGAAACGGGAGAAGAGGAGACUCAAGGAAACGGGGGAGACCAAUGGAGUAGCAGGCGAUGAGGAGGAAGAUCAGCACGCUGCACGCAACGUUCCUAUUCGCACAGCUGCAGGCUCGAGGACGAUAUCUCCACACCUAGCCAAGGGCGUGGAUGGCGUCGAUACGGGUGUAAAUGGCACACAACAAUCCAACUCUCCCCCGGUGUUUGGGGCGGCAAAUUCAGCUCGUGACUCAUUCCUCAAUUACUUCUUUGGCAAAGAAGGGAUGCCAUCAUCCGGACCCCUCCCUCAACCAACAACACAACAUCAAGGUCGACGAGUCGGUCAUUUCACAGAGCCCAGCAUCAGCCAGAGUAUUCGCCGCAGCGAACCUCAACCUCGAUCACCCGUGAUACCGCAAGACGACUUUAACGCACCCAUUUCCGACUAUGGCAGGGACAUUUCCCAAUUCCCGAACGACAACGUCGAGCCCAAUCUGACCGAACGAGAAAUCAUGGAAACAGAACUCAUCCGCCGCCUCAUCUCCUCUUACUUCAACAUCGUGCGCGAAACUAUCGCCGACCAAGUGCCCAAAGCAGUCAUGCACCUGCUAGUCAACCACAGCAAAGACGUUGUGCAAAACCGACUAGUCAGCGAACUGUACAAAGAAGAAUUAUUCGGCGACCUGCUGUACGAAGAUGACGGCAUCAAAGCCGAGCGCGAGAAAUGUGAACGACUAUUGGAGACGUACAAGGAGGCGGCGAAGAUUGUAGGAGAAGUUCUAUAG